Molecule: messenger RNA, 492 nt
Organism: Podospora pseudocomata
Lineage: Eukaryota; Fungi; Ascomycota; Sordariomycetes; Sordariales; Podosporaceae
Exons: 1
Coding region: 1-492 (163 amino acids)
Molecular function (GO): transaminase activity
Source: RefSeq, a predicted model, not a curated record
AUGUGCACCAUCCUCGACUCCGGCUCCGUCCUCAUCACCACCCCCCCAACCCGCUCCCACUCAUGGGCCGUGGUGAAGAAAGUAAAGUUGUACGACUUUUCGUGGCCGAGAGCGGGCAUGUUCAUCUGGUUGAGGAUGCACUUCUUUUCACAUCCUUUGUUCCCCGUUUUCAAGUCUGCCUUGUCAACCGCGUUGAUGGUCUGGCUUACGGGGGGGGACUACAAGGUCUUGGUCACGACGGGGGCAAUCUUCGCUGCGAAUGACGAGAUCAAGGAGAGGGAAGGGUGGGAGUACUUCAGGCUUUGUUUUGCUGCCGAGGAGGAGGAGAAUGUCGACUUGGCUGCCGAGAGGUUUGUGGAGGGGGUGAAGGCGUUUUGGGAGGUGAGGGAUCAUGAGGUUAUCAAGAAGCUGCUGGAGGAGGUGAAGAGUGACGACGAGGUGGUUGGGGAGCAAGAGGGGUUGGUGAAUCUGGCUGGGUUCAUGGGGUGUUAA